Messenger RNA from Trichoderma citrinoviride, 1623 nucleotides. RefSeq lists its product as hypothetical. The record is from RefSeq and is a predicted model, not a curated record. NCBI's taxonomy places the organism in Eukaryota, Fungi, Ascomycota, Sordariomycetes, Hypocreales, Hypocreaceae. The coding region runs from base 1 to 1623 and encodes 540 amino acids. The transcript has a single exon.
AUGGCUGUGAUUGCGGUCAAGCUCGUCGUUUUGCUGGCUUCGGCUGCGGCCGUCCAUGCAGGCCGAGAUCCCAUUCUCCCCUUCCACGAGAGCGCAAAAGCCAACGCCAACCACAUCUUCAACGCCAUACACUCUGCUGGCCGCCAAUGGGGAUCCUCCCUGAACCACAACGGCUUCGGCUUCAUCCCCGUUGUCGUGCCGGCCGGUACUUCGUUCUAUCACGGAGGCUACUUCCAAGAGCCCCCCAAAGGCACCGAGUGGCUGGCUUUCGAGGUCGAGCACGCGGAGUUCUUUGCGAGGCCGCAACCAAGGGGACCUGGCCGUCAUCGACCUUGUCCGGAGGAGGAGCAGCCUCAUCCGCUAGCAGACCAGCCAGAGACGGAGAGCAGCGGCUGUGACGAAAAAGGGCAAGUGAGAGGCUAUCUGCAGACUUACCAUACAACGCGUGACAUACAGCUGCUUUAUCUGGAUGGCAUGUCGGCGGGCAAGACCUAUGUCGGAACACUAGAUUCUCAGGAUCAAGUGCUCUGUCAAAACAAUAGCACGCACUGGGACGUUCUCGAAGACGACAUGAGUCGCGCAAGGGCACUGUGUGACGUGGUGACAGAAUGGGGAUGGGACGGUAUCAUGCGCAUGGAGGCCGGCUUCGAAGUCAUAUACUGCAACUUCAGCUCCGGGCUGCACCUCGAUUCUUCGCUCCGAACGCCCCUCGCAGCGGACAGACUGAAAGGCGAGGCCAACCUGGUGCCCUACCUGUGGUUGAGGGCGGCUGGGGAGCGAUAUGAUGGCAUCGGCGGCGAGCGGGUGAAGAUGGACUUUUCAUCCAUGGUGUCUGGAUUUUUCUUCCCCAUCAACAUCUCCAGUACCGAUCCCGAGCGGCCGGACCUCAUCAGGCUGGGGGCAGCAAAGCAGGAGCACCUUCAGGACAUCAAGGCAUAUCUGCAGAACGUCUUUGUGGAGCCGAGAAAGUUUGUCGUCAACUGGCAAGCAGUCGUUGAUAUGAUCGUUGCUCGGUUUGAGAAGAGACUGGCGGCGAUGGCUUCGACGGAUGUAUCAGCGGAUUUCUUUAUUGGUGAGCUGGAAGGCGUUGCGCUCACGUACUAUGAAGCCCCUCGUCUCCCAGACGACAUCACAUUGGCAGCGGGUGACGACGACAGGAACAGAACUGCGGAAGCUAUUGAUCGUUGUGCUGCACACUACCUCAUACCGGCACUGCCAAGACAGCAGGACUGGACUCUCUCGGACGCCCUGAUUCAUACCGCUCUUGAGGUCGUUAUGAAGCGUAUCUGCAGCGACCUGUUCCUCAUGCGAGCGAUUCUCCUCCAGGCAGUACCGGAUGCCACACCUGACGCGUACCUGAUAAAGAGGGGAGUCGAGAGUGCCUCCAUGGAACAGGCACUCAACCAGAGCCGGGCUAUUGCCCGUAACCUCGUUCAAGAGCUUGCCUGGACCACGUGGCUGAAACCACAGGUUUGCAGCGAAGAAGAGGUCCUCUUCGUCGCCAUGUGGCCGAUGGGAGACGACGUCGACCACUACAACCCGGGGUGCGUCCCCUAUGGAGAGAUCUCAGGGAAGCGGCGAAGUUAUUGGAAACCUGGGGAGCAAAAACCCCGUAUCCAAUGA